CCAUCAGGACCCGCGAAUCUCUAAAACAUAUUCUCUACACACUUAAAAACAGCUAAAAGGUAAGAAACUCAAUAUUAUCAAAGCAAUAAAAUUUCCCUCUUUUUCCUCUUGUUUUAUACAUUCAAUUCUCACUUUCUGGAUUUCCUUUUUAUGGGAAAAUCGUCGAACAGCAUAACCAAGCUCCAGAAUUUUGCCAAGGUCACUGCACAGCAUCUCAACAAAACUGCGAAAGGCCCAAAAUCCACGACACAGAAUCUGCGAAUAGGUGGUGACAGGUUGAAGAAGAUGGAGAGCAGUAGCGAGAAGGAUGUUACCAAUCAGAGGCUGCCUCUGUCGGAGGUCGUCUCCGAUUGUGUGAAGCGGUGGUUCAAGGACACGCUCAAGGAAGCCAAGGCUGGGGAUGUCAACAUGCAGGUCUUGGUCGGUCAGAUGUAUUGUAGCGGCUAUGGGGUUCCCAGAGACGCGCAAAAGGGAAGAUUUUGGAUGACAAGAGCUUCAAGGAUACGAGCUUCAGUUUGGAAAGUCAGUGAUAAGCGUCCAGGUUACAAUGCAAGUGACUCAGAUUCAUCAGAUGAAGUAAAGGGUGAUUCUUGAAAUGACUCAAUUGGCAUUCACUUGGUACAUUCAAAAUGUGUGUUAUUGUCCUUAUUGCUUUUUGACCUUCAUUAUUAUAAAGUUCCUGUCUUCUAAAUUGUGCUUAAUCUAAUAUUUAGGAAAUCUGGGUUGUAUGGAGUUUACCAUUGGUGACUUUGCUUAAAUUGUGAAUUUGGUUAUUUGGUCUGACUGUCUCUUUUGUGUAUCAUUCAUUUUCUCUAGUAUUACAAACUCUAUCCCAGAAAUUUAUUCCCUUAAAGUGAAGAAAUUGAAUAGACUAGAUUUGACCCAUUGGUUUUAUCUCCCUCCUUAAGAAGGGAUAGGUCCAAGGUCCAGCCCUUUUUUGGUUAUUUCCCCCUUGGCCUCUUAUAUAUACCUAUAUAAAAUAAAAGGCUGGUUUUGGUUAAUCUUUUCUGCCAUAAUACUCUUAAAUGGUUAAACUUUGUUCUUGCUCCCCGCCAGAUUCAUAGGUUAAGAAUUCACCUCCAGAUAAGACACAAAAAUGAGGGUUCCUUAGUGCCAACCUAAGAUCAUUUUCCAUCAUAAUUCUCUAUAUGGUAGACCAACAUAUGCAUGCAGCUUGUAACUGGUUUUGCUGGUUACCAGUAUACAUUCUGUACUAGUGGAAUCUUCAGAUUUCCCUUUAGUUUCUGAUUAUGUAUAUUCUCUUCUGAAGCAUAUAAUUCAUUUUGGUGCUCCAGUUGUUAGUAUUUUGAUGCAGAUAGUUAAAAAAUUUGUAAACUGCCUGUUCUGUGCUCAUCCAUGUCCUCAAUAGUUACUCUUUGCAAAGCAUUAUGAUGUUCUAAAAUGCAUAAUAAGCAAUUUGUCACUAAAUUGCACAUCUAGAAUGGUGGAGAAACAAUAGAUUAGCAAUGAAUAUACUUGUGCGGGGUUAGGAAAUGGCAUGCACCUGUAAGUUACU
Messenger RNA from Rubroshorea leprosula, 1516 nucleotides. The record is from the annotation of a GenBank genome assembly. Lineage: Eukaryota; Viridiplantae; Streptophyta; Magnoliopsida; Malvales; Dipterocarpaceae.